AGUGAAGAAGCGAAUAAUGGAGCCGCAAGUCGAGCUUUUCACUUUUCGUGUUUUCUAGCUAGCUUCUUUUAUGCUGCGUAGUUCUUAACGACUUUGAAAUUUCCAAUGUGGAACAGUCGCAUGGACAUCAUGAUGGCGGUAACCGGAAUUAAUAUACGAAUCUUGCAAACGACGAUUUCGCUCUCGCACAUGACAGCGGAAAUGGUGGAUUAUGAACAAUAUGUUAAAAGGGCUUUACUCGUAGGAGGAAUUUGUCGCGUUUUUUUUUGUGCUAAGAAGUGUUGUCGUAAUUUUGUGAUCUCCAUUCCAGGAUAUAGCUCUCUAUAGAUAUUUGACCUUCAGCACUGAAAGUUCCUGCAAUCAAUUGUUCUUUCAUGUGCGGCCAAACUUGGUUGCUGUUUCUUUGCGGGUAAGCCACCAUACCACCGUAGCGCGAUGUUUUCAAGAGUCCACUGUCGUUGCUAACGGGUGCCAAAGGAAACAGGUUGCGCCGAAAAUAACUCGCGAGCCAAAAGCAUCGGAUUUUACAUUAAGGUGAAGAUAAACUACUUGUAUCGUUAUCUACUUACUUGGCUUUAAACGGUAUGAGAUUUAGUUUCUAGUACCCCUAAACUGCGUUAAGAAUUCUUGAGGAACUGACUGUAGUACAUCCUCCUGAAAUUGCUCGUCCGUCGGAGCGAUCACAUCUACUUGACAUACAGUUGGACCUCCAUUGUAUUCACGGUGAUCCUCAUUAUGUUAUUUUAGAAGCAUUUAGAUUUUUGAGAAAUUAUUUCACUUGCCAAGAAAUGUCACAACCUGACAAGAAAGAUUCAGUGACUAUCGUGCCAUUGCGGAAAAGGCUAGUGAAUUGGCUCUAGAGACAUACUUUUUUGUCCGAGAGAAUAUCAAGAUCUUGGUCUUCUUCGGUUUCGUCUAAUCCGAAACAUUCCCGGAGCCUCCAGCCUUUUUAGUGACCUUCAGGAUGAAAAUUCUGAGAGGGCUCUGCAAUCGUCCGGAAACUCCUUGGACAUCGAGGUUAUGACAUCAGUAUAGGAAUUAUUCACUAGUUUUGAAUUGGCAGUCUGUAGCCCGCUCACACUCAGGCUUAUCUCUCGAUGGAAAUAAUAGCUGCUAGAUAAGAAAAUCCGUGGCUUGUCGACGUUAUUUCUGACAAGCAGCUUCGUGGGCAUUUAGAGAACUACUCAGAUCGCUCGAGCUGCAAUUAUUCUGCUGUUCCCUUUAAUUCAAGCUCUGUCUGCUGCUGUCUUGCUGUAGCUAUUCUCUGCCUUUUCGUUCUUUCGUCCUUCACAUGAGUAGGUUAAGCAAAUCUUCGUCUUCAUGGAAACGGCCCAGACACUUCAGCCUCGCCCCUACUACGAUAUGCGUGAGUGUGGCGGACAUGUGAAACAACAUCGGUUGCAGAAAAUGGGCGUAACACGAAUUCACACAGCGGAGCUGGCAACGCGUUGCACUGGGGUGGAGUGUCGCAUCACCUGUUUCAUCGACAACAUGCC
Molecule: messenger RNA, 1496 nt
Organism: Amoebophrya sp. A25
Lineage: Eukaryota; Dinophyceae; Syndiniales; Amoebophryaceae
Source: the annotation of a GenBank genome assembly